GCAAAUUUACAAGAGAGAUGAUGCAGGACCCAAGGAGAAACAGCAGUCUCUUCCAAACUCAGGGAAUCAAUGUGGGGCACUAGACCAAGAGGUAGCUCUACAAACAUUUUCCUCAAGGGCUCCAGAGUUACUGGGAGAUAUUUUCUUGCUCCCCACAACUUGGCUUCUACAGUUGACCACCAUCCCCUCGGUAGGAAGAAAAUUCAAUAAGCAACAGGUGAUGAGCAUGAAGCCAGAACGUUCCAUCUCUAACUGGAUACAUAGUAAUGUGGAACCGGCUGGAAGAAAUCUCUUCCAGGUCAACGGUCACCGCUCUGCUCUAUUACCGGAACUACCUCAGGAUUACCACAGAGCUUCAAGGUCAGUCAACGGAUGUGAGACUAAAAUGGACAGCACCCAAGGUACCAAGGUUUUGCCGGCUGAAGAGUCAAGAAAUGAGGAAGAUGGAGGACAGGUGGAGUCGGCAUUGGGAGCCACAGCCGCAAGGGGUAGAGGAAAAGAAGCAUUAAAUGGAGAGAGUCCCGCCGCCGCUGGCACUGCAGGCCUUGUAGAGGAAGAUAGGAACAAGGAAGAUGGUGGCACCAAGGGAGGUGAGAAGAAUGAGCAGGAAGUGAGGGAGCAGAUUCCUGAGCAUGUUGAAGGAGAGAGUGACCAGGCUGAAGCGCCAAGGCAGGUACCACGACGUCGAUUGCACCAUAGAUUCACCCAGUGGCAGCUGGACGAACUGGAGAGAAUUUUCCGGAUGAAUUAUUUUCUCAGUCUAGAAGCAAGAAAACAACUGGCCCGAUGGAUGGGUGUGAAUGAAGCCAUAGUGAAGAGAUGGUUUCAGAAGAGGAGAGAACAAUACAGGUGGUAUAAGAGGCUAUAAGGUCUCAGAAGUUCUCCUCCUGCUUCUCAGAACAUCUUUCCUGAAGACUGUGGAAGAACCCUGAAGUGCCACUAUCGCCUAGGCAACAUAGAGAGAGGAAUUGUUUUCUUCUCCUAACGUUAUGUUAUUAAACUCUUAUAUCUGAAGCGAUUAUAUUUCAAUAACAAUAUGAAUUUUCAAUAUAA
Messenger RNA from Mus musculus (house mouse), 1053 nucleotides. It is a transcript of the gene Rhox3h, whose product is annotated as reproductive homeobox 3H. Gene Ontology annotation, biological process: positive regulation of transcription by RNA polymerase II. The transcript has 6 exons. The coding region runs from base 221 to 868 and encodes 215 amino acids. The record is from RefSeq and is marked validated. Gene Ontology annotation, cellular component: nucleus. Gene Ontology annotation, molecular function: DNA binding. NCBI's taxonomy places the organism in Eukaryota, Metazoa, Chordata, Mammalia, Rodentia, Muridae.